AUGAGCUGGAGGACUGGUCUUUCCUCAAAGCUGAACGUCGCGGCGACCAAGGGUAACGUGUCUGAGGCCUCUGCCAUCUUCGAGCAACUGUGGACCGGAGCACAGCACCCCAGCGCCACGAUGUUUUGCAACACCAUGCUCAAGGCCUAUGCAAACGCAGGGGAUUUCCCUGGUGCCAGCCGCUGGGUUCAGGAGAUGCAUCGCCAGAGCGUGCGGACGAACACCAAGACCAUCGGAAAGCUCAUCGAGUCUGCAGCCAAAGCUGGCCAGGCAGAUCUGGCUCUCGAAUGGUUGGCCGAGAAUGGGGAUGCCGCGAAUCCGGUGAUGUUGGGCGCGGUCCUCCACGCCUUCGCCCGGUCGGCGGCCUGCACCGAGGCGGAGGCAUUCCUCUCGCGGCUUCCGGAGAAAAGCGUGCAGCCCAACGUGAUCUCCUUCAACACUGUCAUCGCAUGCUAUUCAGACAAGGGCCUCAUGGAUCGAGCCCAGGAAUGCUUGGGAGCCAUGAAGCGUCAGAGGCUACAGCCUACACUCCCAUCCUACAACGCCCUCCUGCAAGGCUUUGCGAGGGCCUCAGAGUCUGCUCACGCCGUGCGGACGCUGGCGCGCCUGGUCGAGGAUGGGCUUGCAGCCAACGGCAUCACUUCUCAGCUUCUGGUCAACGCCUUCACUCGAAGUGGCGACUGCACAACGGCACUGCUUUGGCUUCGCACGUUUGAGCAAUCCGGAAUUGCUGCUGGCCUGCGCGAGUACAACGUGCUGCUCAACGGCUUUGCCAAGGAGGGCCGGAUCCAAGAGACGAGGGAGCUGCUGCAAGCCAUGCGGACGCAGACUCUGAAGCCCGACGUGGUGUCUCUCACGGCAGUAGCCGAAUGCUACACCCGCCGUGGCGACGUCGACGGGGCCCUCGAGUGUCUGGAGCGAUUCAAGACCGAAGUGAGCCUGGACCGGGUCUUCUUCAAGACGGUCAUGAACUCCUGUGCUGGAAGAGGCCUACGCCAGGGCCGGCGACGCAGAGGGAGCUCUGGCCUGGCUCAAAUCGAUGCCGGAGCGGAAUGA
This is a messenger RNA of Symbiodinium sp. CCMP2456, 1056 nucleotides long. Lineage: Eukaryota; Dinophyceae; Suessiales; Symbiodiniaceae. The record is from the annotation of a GenBank genome assembly.